Messenger RNA from Juglans microcarpa x Juglans regia, 1640 nucleotides. Its product is annotated as thaumatin-like protein 1b. The record is from RefSeq and is a predicted model, not a curated record. Lineage: Eukaryota; Viridiplantae; Streptophyta; Magnoliopsida; Fagales; Juglandaceae. Gene Ontology annotation, cellular component: extracellular region. Gene Ontology annotation, biological process: defense response. The transcript has 3 exons. The coding region runs from base 212 to 1168 and encodes 318 amino acids.
UGCUCCUUGUUCUGUAGAUCUCUAUCACCUUCUAGGCUUCAACUCCUGUUUCUCAUUUCUCCUGCCGCUGAAGAAGAAGAGUUUAGGGAUCCCCGCAAACCCACCAGCUUCUUUUCAUCCUCCUCCCCCUUCCCAUUAUUCUUCUUCUUCUUUCUUCCUCCUCUGCCAGCCUCUUAUUCUUUCGUUUCCCUUUACUCGUUAUUGAGUUUAAAUGGCUCAAUUAACAGCAUUAUUACUGCCACUAUUAACGCUUGUAUUAUCAUUACAAGGAGUAAUUUCAACCACCUUCACCUUAAUAAACAAGUGCGAGCAAACGGUAUGGCCUGGCAUUCUCUCUAACGCUGGUGUUCCCUCACUGUCCACCACUGGUUUCAGUCUCCAAACGGGCGAGUCCAAGACCAUCACGGCGCCCACCUCCUGGGGCGGUCGCUUUUGGGGCCGUACCCUCUGCUCCAAAGACUCUACCGACAAGUUCUCCUGCGUCACAGGUGAUUGCGGCUCCGGGAAAAUCGAAUGCUCAGGCAAUGGAGCCGCUCCACCCGCUACCUUGGCCGAGUUCACGCUCGAUGGCUCCGGUGGCCUCGAUUUCUUCGAUGUCAGCUUGGUCGAUGGAUACAACCUCCCUAUGCAGGUCGUCCCUCAGGGUGGCACCGGUCAGAACUGUACGACUACCGGAUGCAUCUCCGAUCUCAACGAUUCUUGCCCAUCGGAGCUUAAGGUCACGAGCGCCGAGGCCGACGGCAACGUGGCUUGCAAGAGCGCUUGUGAGGCGUUUGGCCAGCCGCAAUACUGUUGCAGCGGCGCGUAUGCUACACCAGACACCUGCAAGCCAUCGACAUACUCCCAGAUCUUCAAAAGCGCGUGCCCGCACGCUUACAGCUAUGCGUACGAUGACAGGACCAGCACUUUCACGUGCGCAUCGGCGGAUUAUACGAUUACCUUCUGCCCCACCGCCAACACCAGCCAAAAAUCUUCUCAAGGGCAGGCCACGCCAACACCAACGACAACUACAGGCUUGCCGUCCAUCAACGGCACGAUGAUCUACGAAGGCUCAUUAGACGAGAGCGGUGCAUCGCCGUCCACGCGUGCCCACGCGUUGAGAUCCUAUGGCAUUGCGGGUGCGGUCAGCAUCACGGUGGCAAUUUGGCAGCUGUGGCAGCUCUUCUAAGUUCUAACUCCUUCGCUGACUUUGCCACAGGCAGGCCCAUAAGAGUCCGAGUUAGUUUGCCACAUGCCACUUUUAGCCCAAAAUAUAGGUGGCGUAGUGGGCGCAACGGUUCAUUACCUUCUCCUCCCGAAACGUCAUGGGCUAUGUGAUGUGAUGUGAUGCAAUGUGACGUUUAUAGAGACCAUAGGUUGGCCCUGGUGACGAGGAUAUGAGUCAAGAUGAAAAAGAAGCGACGCAAAUAUCUGUAGUGCAGGGAUGGGACUUUUAUUUUUUAAUUUUUGGUGGCGGUGGUGACGAGAGAAGUGCAUCGUUAAUCUUGUUAGGCUAAGAAAUUGUUUGGAAUCCACUGUUAUAUAUCAUUAAGGUGGGGGGGAUUCAUUUGUUUUAAGUGUCGAUUAUUUUUUUGUCACCACCACCGCAUUUGGUGCCAAAUAUAUAUGAGUUUAAAAUAAAAACGACAAAAAUAAAAUCA